Molecule: messenger RNA, 1356 nt
Organism: Lichtheimia ornata
Lineage: Eukaryota; Fungi; Mucoromycota; Mucoromycetes; Mucorales; Lichtheimiaceae
Exons: 11
Coding region: 1-1356 (451 amino acids)
Biological process (GO): tRNA methylation
Molecular function (GO): tRNA (uridine) methyltransferase activity
Source: RefSeq, a predicted model, not a curated record
AUGACUCAACCUGCCAUUGAUCCCUCCACUCUCUUUGCACAAUUUGCCCCUGAAUUGCAUUUCGAGAACCCUGUACCGAUAACCCACGGCAACGAUCCAGACACUUGGUACCUGAUCGCUGAACAGAUCGUUCCCACGAGCAAAAUUGAGUUUUGGGCAACCAUUAAACGAUGGACUGAUGAACCCCAACAUGUCAUUCCACCGGUUGAAAAGGCCAAUCGACUCGAUCGAUCCACUGAGAGUAUCAUCUACAGACACCUUGUUCCAAAACGCAAGUCCAAAGAUGACAUCUUCACCGAGAUUGUCACUUACCAAGAGGAAAGCAAUCGCGUGAUUUAUCAACCGGAUCAAGGUCAAUCAUUACCAUUCUAUUAUCCAAAGGUCAAAUCGUACAGCUUUGUAUAUAUUGAAUCGCCUAGCAGCGAACAGGAAGGCACAUUACGGCUAGAGAUCAUCCCAUUGGAUACUCCUGCAAUUGAGGAUAAAAAGAUGCAAUACGCCCUCAAGACGAUUUUCCACAAGCUCUUUAAAUGGUGCAUUCAAGCAAGGAUUGGAUACAAAAAGAAGGCAUUCCACGAUGUUCUCGUUCCCAAGGAUACCUACACCGACAUGUACCAAAAACUCAAAUCAAAAUAUGCACAAGAUCUUGUCAAAGGGUGGACAGAAAAGACGGAUCCUUCCAAAUUCGUAUUUGAAGACAUUGCUAUUGCGAGUUAUCUUAUUUGUUUGUGGCAACAGGAGGAAAGAAAACCUCGUUUCGUCGAUCUUGGUUGUGGCAAUGGGCUCUUGACAUACUUGUUGGCGAGCGAAGGAUAUCAAGGCUAUGGGAUUGACAUUGCUGAAAGAAAAAUAUGGUCCAAGCUUCGAAAUGGCAACAAUGAUCUGUUAAGAGUGCAAUCGCUUUAUCCGUCGCAGUCCACAUUCCCGGAUGCCGAUUGGUUGAUUGGAAAUCAUGCUGAUGAACUUGUACCAUGGAUACCAGUUAUUGCUCACAAAUCGAGUCCUCAAUGCAAGUUCUUUGUGAUACCAUGUUGCUUUUACGCAUUGGAUGGCACUCGCACAUUGGCAUUGGGCGGAGCACCAGAAGGCAAAUACAAGGCGUACACAAAUUAUAUCAAAGGAAUCAUUGGUCAAUGUGGAUUUGAAUGCGAAGAAGAUUAUUUAAGGAUUCCCAGCACCAAGAACAUUGCCCUUGUUGGACGACGACGACGACAAUUGGCCACUAGCGAUAUGGAUGUGAAAGCACUUGAAGAGAAUGGAUCAGCGUUUGUGCCUCGCAAGAGUGAUCGUGAAAAGGAAGAGAUUAGAAGGAGCUUGAAGCGCGCUAAAAUAGAAAGACAAGAGGAUUCACUGUAG